Cylindrotheca closterium is the source of this 1986-nucleotide messenger RNA. The record is from the annotation of a GenBank genome assembly. Lineage: Eukaryota; Bacillariophyta; Bacillariophyceae; Bacillariales; Bacillariaceae.
AUGGAACCAGAAGUAGGAGAAAUUCCAAUGAAGACGGCGGCGACGAAGACUCCAGCUGUCAAGAAGAAUGGAGCGACAGUCAAUCGUGGAAAACUGGACGAUGAUGAUGGCAGUGUCGAAGCUCCACCACCACCACCACCACCAUCAACAGCAAAAAAUGAUGGACAUGAUGUUGAAGCUCCUCCUCCUCCACCACCACCACCGCCACCAGCAACUGAGGAAUCAUCUUUAAUGACUGAAACGAAUAGGCAACGACCAAAGAUGAACCAGCAAUACCACCACCAAGAAGAAAAGAAGGACCAGGAUGAUCCAGAAGUAGAGAAACAAGAGCAGGCAAAAGACAGGGCAGCACCUGUCAAGGAGGAGGAGAAGCCUAUGGAUGUCAAAGUCAACGACCACCACCCGACAACGACAACGACAACAACAGCGGAACAAGAAUUAUCCACUUCGCCGACUCUAUUCAAAAAGUACAAGAAUAUCUUUUGUUGCGUCUUGGUCUUACUUUUGAUUGCCAUUGUGGCUCUUUUGAUUGUUUUCGUUGGCCGAGCCGACGAAACUGAGAAAGCUGCUGCUAGUCAUGCUCCCCCCCUUCUCACUCCCGAUGGUGAUGGAAUUCUCGGUGGGGACGGUAACCCCAGCGAAGACGAAACCGCACAACCCACGACACCCAACCCGACAGUCACGCCCGGAUUGCCCACCAUGGCUCCCACUGGACUGCCCACCAUGGCUCCGGCACCCCCAACCCGUACUCCCACGGGAGCUCCCUCCCGGACUCCCACCACUCCCAGUCCCACCCAAAAUCCAACGCAAUUCCCCACGCCCAUUCCCACGAUCAAUUUUGAACAACCCUUGACUCAAUAUUUGCAAGACAAUUUUGGGAUUAGUGCAAAUGGGAAUGAAAAUAAUCAGCAAGUCUUGCAAGUCAUGUUGGAAGAAGCCAAGGCCGAUGGGGGCAAUGGUGAGCUUGCCUUGCGACCCAAAUUGGCCCAACGAUUUGCCUUGUUGAAAAUGGAUUUGGUACUCUUUGGAACACGCAACAAUGGCAUUGUCGGUGAUUUCUUUGAUCCAAUUAAGAAUGAUAAUGGUGGUGAUUCGGUGGUGGAUACGAUUCUUAUGGACAAUGAUAAUAAUAAUGAUAACGGUCGUCGUCGACAGUUGCAAUCCUUGUAUUCGAGAUGGGGUGCCUUUAAUCAAGACGAAUGCGCAUGGCGAGGCAUUACUUGCGAUUCCAAUCAACAGGUGGUUAAAAUUGAAUUGGGACAACGCAAUUUGAAUGGAAGGAUUCCGACCGAAAUUGGGUUGCUCUCUGCACUGACUUGGCUUGAUAUUGCAGACAACAAGCUCCAAGGAAGUCUGCCAGAAGAAUUGUACAAUUGCUUGUCGCUGCAAAAGAUUUUUCUCUAUAAAAAUCAACUCGGCGGCACCAUUUCGGAAAAGAUUGAACGGCUGUGGAAUCUCACUGAUUUCAACCUUUCGGUCAAUCAACUAACUGGGCCCAUUCCACCUACCAUGAAAUCGGGCGGUCGAGGUAUUUUCAAGAUUCGAACCUUUAGCGUAUUUGACAACCAAAUGACCGGCACCAUUCCAAAUAACCUCAAGCUACGGCAAAUGUUCAAUUUUGAUCUUGGACGGAAUCAAUUUGGUGGGAUCCUGCCGGACUUCACGGAAUAUGUUCGGCUACGUCACUUGCAUCUGGACCACAAUCAGUUCAUUGGGCCAGUGGGAAAUGUCAUUAAUGCAGGCGACGGUAGACUCUUGACAUUGAGUUUGAACGACAACCAAUUCACGGGCGCCUUGCCAGGAGAUCACAUGUUUAUCACGGAAAUGGUGCAAUUCACAGCACAGAACAAUCGAUUCACAAGCAUGGGAGAAAGAACCUGCUUGCUCAAUGUGUUGCAAACGGGAGAACUGCCUGAAUUCAAGAGUGAUUGUGAUAUAUGCAUUUGUGGAAGGAACAACCAAAUGUGCCGAAAUUGCUACGAUUAG